Tetranychus urticae (two-spotted spider mite) is the source of this 3286-nucleotide messenger RNA. RefSeq names its product trophoblast glycoprotein. Gene Ontology annotation, cellular component: membrane. The record is from RefSeq and is a predicted model, not a curated record. NCBI's taxonomy places the organism in Eukaryota, Metazoa, Arthropoda, Arachnida, Trombidiformes, Tetranychidae. Gene Ontology annotation, molecular function: protein binding.
AGUCAACAAAUCAACUCUUGAACACAAGAUUCACGGUAAAAGCUGAAUCCAGUUGUUUGCUUCAAUCCUAUUUUGGGGUAAACUUAAUGUCAAGUAAAGGUAAAACUGCAAAAGGCCCAAAAAAUUGACAAACAAUGAAAAUAAGUUUACAAUUGAAAGGGACGAGUUAUCACAAUUGUAGGUAGAUAAUCACAAAUGACAACUAUUGGAAAUGUAUUAAGUGUAUGAUUUGAGUGUCUAUCAAUCACUAGUUCUUACCUCACUCAUCAUCUUACUUUUCAUCCAUCAUCUUCACCUUUUUCAUCUUCUUCAGUCUAAUGGUGAUUUCUGACUUGAGUCUCGAUGUUUACCCAAUUCAGUACACAUUGAAUACUCUUGGAAAGGUAAAGUAAAAAAAGAAGGCAAAAUUAUCCAAAUACAAGUUGAUUGUUGUUGAUGAACAAAAGUAGACUAAUCAGUUAAUGGUUGACAUGAUGUUGAUGGAUAAAGCUUUACCAGGUACUGAGUCAAGAAAUUAAAGGUAAAUACUUAUAUUUAUUUUUGUUUCCCUUGAUCAGGCGACUGUGAAAAGUAGAGUUUAAUUGUUACAAUCAAUAGCUACUUUAACAUUAACCUUGAUAUUGAAAUUGUAAAUGAUAACUUCUGGGUUGAACAGAAACAAAACAUCAAUGAUAACUGUGCUAAUUGAUAGAUUGCAAUCAAUAUUCAAGAUUGAAUUUAAAACUAAUAGCAAUUUAGUGCAUCUUUCAAUCUAUACUUUAGUAGCUUGGACAACUUUAUUCUGGUUGCAAUUAAUUUCUGUCAUUUGUGGUUCCUUUUGGAUACCAAUUAUGGUUGUGGGUUGUUAUAUUGUUGGUUUUAAUUUUGGUUAAAAAGUAUCAAAUUGCAAUAAAAUGUCCUGAUGACAAUUAAUGGCUUUAUUCAAUUUGAAGACAAAAUUGUGAAUAAAAAAAGGACAAACAAAAAAGAGUGAUGAGAAGCAAGCUAAGCAACUCACACCCAAGUCUAAUUCAUGAUAAUCAUCCUGAGCUCAGUAUCAGCAUCAACAUCAAAAUCAGCAACAUCAUCAUCAUCUUAAUCAUUUGGCUUCUUUUCCAGCCAAUAACACUAUCUCGGGUAACAUAAACAUUAAAUUUCACUUUACAGCAAUACAAGUGAAAAUCGGUUUCAUUUAUGGCUAAUAUCGGCUCAAUUGGGUGACUUGACUGGAUGGUUAACCGACCAAUACAAUUUUCCCAUGUGAAAAAUUGAUUGGGCUCAAUAUUAAUUUCGAGAGAUGAACGAUUAAUCAAAUAAAAGGCAUAAUUUGAAUAGUUUGGCUUUGUUCUUUUAUCAAUAGAUUCCAUUAGUUUAUAAGGUCUCCUGCAGUGAGAGGCCACUUCUCAUUUUACCCUCUUCUUGUUGUCUUAAGCCACCAUCAUUUUACUCUCUUUCUAUCUCCCUUUCUCUCUCUCCUCCUGUCUACCUGUUUUCAAAUCUUCAAUUCUUAAAUCACAUUUCAUCUUCAGGUUAUCCACAUUUAACCUGCAUCCAACCCACAAUCCCAAAGUUUAGCUUUAACCUGAAAGCUUUUCUGGUUAAACAAAUUUAUUUUUCCCUCUCUAACUCCCUUGUAAUUUGUAUGUUUACUUUUUUAAUUGCAAACCAUUGAUUGUUGAUUUGUUUACCUUUCAAGAUGAUUCUCCGAGUUACCAUGAUUUAAAUUGUUCACUUGGAUCCAUUUUACAUUAAGUUUUUAACCCGAAAAAUUUCACUUUUCCGCUUACAUCUCGAAAAGGAUUACCAUUUUGAUACCGGGAUAGUUACACAUCUGUUUUUAUUUUGGCUUUUAUCGAGCAAUCAACUUGAUCAUGGUCAAUUUCCGAGAUGUACAUUCUUUUCUCCUGUUAAUAAAUUCAUAGUUAAUGUUAUGUUAAACAUUUUAAACAUCAACAGUGAACUAGAUUUUCGACUGGAAAAAACAAUCGCUUAAUCUCAACAACGGUUUUCGUCUGUUAUACAAUCAUGUGUUUGAGUCUCCAUUUCAUCACUAACCGGGUUAAUGCGUUAGCAAGCUUACUGUUGCUGUUUACGCUUGUUUCCUCGGAGUCAACUUUCGUGUGCCCACCUUCAUUAUUAACUGCUAAUUGUACUUGUGAAACAACAAGUUAUAUCGUUAAUUGUUCCAGUGAAGUUAAUCACCGUAAUAAGCUCAAUUGGCUACAUGAUAUCCCAAUUGAAACAAAGACUUUGAUCAUCAAUGGACACAAUCUUGCAACUUUGACAAAAGAUACUUUUGGUGCAGCUAAAGAUGAACCCAAACUCGUGGAAUAUAUUGAUUUGUCCAAUAACAAUAUACAAUUUAUUGAUGGUCAAACAUUUUCUGGUUUUACCAAUGUAAAAAAGUUGAUUCUCAGUCAUAACAAAAUUCGUAUUACAGGUGACAAUUACCGAGGAUUAUUCAAGCCCUUUGUCAAUCUGGUUGAGUUACAUUUGGUUUCAGCAUUUAGCGACACUUCCAAUCCAUCAUUUGUACCCAAUCUAUUAACACUAUUGAGAGAAGCCAAUUUGACAGAGUUAAGUCUCCUCUCCCUGGAACUGAAUGGAAUCCAUGGAUUUCCUGAUUCUACGUCUUUCUGUUUCCUUCCAUCCUUACAAAAGCUGUUUCUUCCUGGGAAUUCAUUAAACCAAAUUCGUCUCAAUUUCACUUGUACACCUAAAUUGCGGACACUCGAUUUAUCUCACAACAGGAUUAAACAUUUGGACAAUGAGUCGACAGCUCUAUUGGCUGAUCUUCCCAGAUCUUUUCACAUUAAUUUGACUGGAAAUCCGUUUUCAUGUGACUGCCGAAGUGAACAUUUUCUUCGCUGGCUCAAACGAACCCCUCUAUUCAUUAUGGGAAAAGACAAUUACAUUUGCUUAUCUGGAUAUCCAUCUUCAAAUGCAUACCGGCGGCUAAUUCAGUUGCCAAUUACAGAUAUUGAUUGCGAUCCCAUGGAAAAUGAAUAUGCUUCAUCUUCUUUAUUAACCUUCUAUCCUCAUAUCAUUCUGGCCAUAUUGACAGUAACCGUGAUACUUUUAUUGGCUCUUGUCUUUUAUCAAGUUCGUUCUCACAUAAUGACCUUUUGCCUGGCUCAUGUGUUCAACAAAACCAAUGCCAAUUACUGUGCACUUCGACGCGAUGAAAAAAAUGAUACACUGCCUAGGAAACGAAUUAUUGAGAUCUCUGUAUAAUUUAAAGCAAUCAAAUUACAAAGAAAGAAAGAAAACGAAAUUUUCUAUUUUCUUUUAUAAAUCUCUAUUUAUU